GCUAGUGAAUUGGCUGCUUCCACCCCGACUUCAUGGUCUUUUUCCUUUGACACCUUUUCAUGCUCAUACUUCUAUAUCUGAAUAAAGAACCUCCAUCGUUGAUUCUGCUUCUCUAUUCGGAGCUGCUUCUGUUGGAAAAGGCUCGGGUGCAUAUUCGCUCUCCAACAUUCGCGUCGAAUCCUGUAUCUUGACUAUUUAGACGAAAAUGUUGUCCCUACCAUGUAUAACCGUGGGCCUUCUGGGUGCUAGCAUAACACUCGUUACCGCAAAUGGCCAUUCGAAUAUUCUCCACCGGGAUGUCGUGGUUAUCGGUGGAGGUGCUUCCGGUGCCUACGCUGCCGUCCGGCUACGCGAUGACCUUAACAAGUCCAUCGCCUUGAUCGAGAAGCAGGAUAUCCUGGGUGGCAUGGUUGACACUUACGUGGACAAGAAGACAGGCGCCACAUUUGAUUAUGGUGUUCAGAGUUUCCUCAACGUUAGCAAAGCCAAGGAUUUCUUCGACCGGUUCAAUAUCUCCGUCGGCAGUAACUCGAGCAGUCCGACGCUAAUCACCGAGUACAUCGAUUUCAACACCGGCGCCGAAGUCGCGUUUCAACCGCCAUCUCUGACGGCGCAGAUAACUGCAAUUGCCAAAUUUCUCGAUGUGAUUACGCCAUGGGAAUCUAUGCUGCAGCCCGGAUACUGGAACUUCCCCGAACCUGACGACAUUCCCGAGGAUCUUCUGAUCCCUUUCGGUGAAUUCUUGACCAAAUACGGCCUCGAAGACGGUGCCCCUAUUAUCUAUGCAACCACCGGUCUUGGACUGGGCGAUAUGAGUGAAGUUGUUACCAUGUUUGCGCUGCAGGGCUUUGGCUGGGAUAUGGCACGGGGGAUGACAGGUCAAAUAGGCUUGUUUACACCUACUUCUGGAGGCAACCAGGCUCUCUACAAUGCGAUCGCUAAGAAUCUAGGCGAUGAUGUGCUCUACUCCAGCACUGUGAUUAGCAGUCACCGCACCAACUCCAGUGUCCAACUUACUGUUCAAGAUCACAAGACUGGAAAAUCUACCCAGAUUGUCGCCCGCCGGCUCCUGGUUGCUAUUGAACCCACCGACGACAAUGUGGCUCCCCUGGACCUCAGUCCCUUUGAGCGGGAUACCCUCGCCAAGUUUACCUACUCGAAUGAAUACACGGGCCUUGUCGACAACUCUGUCUUCAACACAAGUUAUUACUACUUCAAUCUGCCAUCAUCCGCGGCGCCAAACCAUACGCUCGUCUUUCAAGAGGAGCCCAUGGUUGCGAGCUUCCAGUACACCGGCCUUGAGCACCUAUUCCGUGUAAUGAUUAUCGGCAACACGACCACCACUAGUCGUGAAGCCAAAUCCCUAGCUCAAACAAGCUUCGACACUUUGCUAAAUACUGGUCGAUUAACCGGAACUGAACUCCAGACCCAGGAGCUCAACUGGGCUGCUUUCUCUACACAUGGACCAAUGCACGCCCGUGUGUCAGUUGACGAGGUCAAAUCUGGGUUCUUCCAAGAUCUGUAUAAGCUGCAAGGUGCGCGUUCUACGUGGUGGACGGGUGGUGCCUUUUCGGUCAACUUCCAGACGAAGUUGUGGGAGUUUGAUGAGGGCCUUAUUCCCAAGAUCGUUGAGGGUCUUUAACAGCCUACGUCUAACGUGAUACGCGAGGCAUACAACUGUCGCGAUCAAGGGAUCCUGAGCUGUCUAACAAGCAGAGAAUUGGGCUACUGAUCUAGGGCACUUGGUAGUGGAUGAGUCUUCUUUUACUUAUACAGAGCCAGAUCCGCUGAGGUCAAAUGACCAGCAACCAAAAAGUUCCA
Messenger RNA from Penicillium brasilianum, 1821 nucleotides. The record is from the annotation of a GenBank genome assembly. NCBI's taxonomy places the organism in Eukaryota, Fungi, Ascomycota, Eurotiomycetes, Eurotiales, Aspergillaceae.